AUGCUUUCCUUUCAUUUCUGGAAGUCCCUGGGUCGACCUACAGAUGCUGCUCCUUCCGUGGCCGAUGGCAUUCAGACUCGUGGCUGCAGGCGGUGCCAGGCAAACAACUGGACAGAACAGCUCAGCCACAGGAAGGUGGCCACAGUCUCGGCCAGAGCAGCAGCCCCCGGGCCUCAGACCACCCCUGCCACCCCUGCCGGGAGCCUUCCCUCCUCCCUUGGGCUUGUCCCGGCCCCGCCACAGGGGCUGAAGAACCGGGAAGGGGUGGCAGCAACCGCAGUGGUGCCUCCAGCCUUGGGCCCGGGCCAGGCACGUGGGGCUCUGCUUAGGGCCACUCUGCAGCCCCUCCAGGGCCAGGGAGGGAGCCGGGCCAGCCCCGGCGCCGCUCACCACUGUCUCCUGCUGUCGCUGCAACUUGGGCUCGGGCUCGGGAUGGAAGCCACCCCCGGGGAGCUGAGUCCGCAGGCCAGACUGCAGGAGGUGGGCGACCCGGGGAGCGGAGCUCAAGAUAGCCAGGAGCUGAAGCAGCAGCUGCAGCCGCUGCUGCCGGGGCCACCGGCCUCCUCCCAGCGAGAGGCGAAAUAUGUGGAGAUGUGUGCUUCGGCCGCAGCCCCGGGGGAGAGUCCCCGCACCAGGAGACUCGCCCUGCGGCCCCGCCCAGGGGAGCAGAGGGCCCCCAGGAGUCCCAAGGAGGAAGCCCAAGGGGAGCCCAGCGGUCAGGAGAGCGAGGCUCCGACCCCCCAGAAGAAUCCUGCUGCCUCGGAACUCUGCAGAUCCCAGCUCUCCCGCACUGAUGAGGGCAGCAACUUCUCAUCUUCCUCCUCCUCGACCUCCUCCCCAGUGGACAAAGCAGAAGAAGGUGGCCUUUCCAAGAUGGAUGAUACCACCACAUCAGCAGGGGCUCUGGCCACCUCGUCUUCAUCUUUAGGCUUUGAGAGUGACAGUGGUCAGAGCGCAGUGAGCCGCCAGCCCAAGGGGGGAGGAGGAGAAGGGGGGGGAGAGGGAAGAGCAGGAGGAGGAGGGGCAGGAGGAGGGGGAGGAGGAGGGGGAGAUGGAACUGAGUGCAGGGACAUUAUUGCCAAGUCUCAGGGCAGCCGGGACCCCCCAAAAAAUGAGGAGGCUCACUACAUCACCACCCACGAGAUCCAGCUGAGUGAGGUGGAGCAGGACAUGGAUUUUGAUGUGGGACUGGCCUCCCGCUGGGAUUUCGAGGACAACAACGUGAUCUACUCAUUCGUGGACUACGCUUCCUUUGGUGGCAGCGACGAGACCCCGGGGGACAUCACCACCCCGACCGAAGAGGAUGACGACAACAGCUGCUACCUCAGCACCACUCCCAGCACCCAUGCCACCCAGACUCCGAGCCCCACCAGCAGUGACCCGGCGCGCCCCAGCGCAGACAGCGGUGGUCGCCACACCAGCAGCACGGAAGUGGGCAGCGGCCCCUCUGACAGUGACCCCACUCCCCCACCCACUGGGCCUGGCACUGCCACCCUGAGUGAGCCCUUGCCCGAGCCCCCGGAGGCAGCUUCAGGGGCAGCAGCCGAUGCAGCCAGCAGCUGUGGGAGUGCAGCAAGCCAGAUCCUCCUAUCAAUCAAACCGACUUCCCGGGCUAUAAAUGAGCCUAGCAACGUGCGUGCAAAGCAAAACAUUAUUUAUGCUGCCAAGCAUGAAGGCGACAUGAGCCUCCGCGUCUCUACAGCUGCUGAACACAAUUCAAGUUCACUGAAGCAAGACCCGGCUGCAGCCGUGGCUCAGGACCAUGCAAAGAAAUUCAUUGCUGUCCCUGCUCGCCUGCAAACCCGGUGCGGGGCCAUUCGGGCGAAGGAGCUGGUGGACUACUCCAGCGGAGCCUCCAGUGCCGUGAGUGAACUGGACGAUGCGGACAAGGAGGUACGGAACCUGACCUCCCGGGCCUUCCGGAGCCUGGCCUACCCCUACUUUGAGGCCCUGAACAUCAGCUCCCGGGAGUCCUCCACACUCUCCGAAGUCGGCUUUGGGCGGUGGUCGACUUUCCUGGAUUUAAAAUGUGGAGGUGUUGGAGCCAGGGUGGAGCAGAGCCUCCUCAGGAGCAGUGCGGCCUCUGUGGCCGCAGGUCUGAGGAAGGGCGGUGGGGCCAGGACGGCCGCAAACCAGCUCUACAUCCAGGCCAAGAAGUCCCAGACCAAAGCCUUGGAGUUCGUGGUCAGCAAAGUCGAGGGGGAAAUCAAACACGUGGAGACACCUCUGUGUUUCCAGAAGCAGGUCCAGACGGGCUCCCGCGUGGUCACCCUUCUCGAGCCCCUGAAUUUUCGCAGUGAGAGCAAAGCCAGCUCAGCCACUGGGCCCUGCAGAACCACCAAAGGCUCCAGCAAGGGCCCCGGGUCGGUGUACACGGACGACGGCUCCGAGGCCUCUGAGAGCAGCAAGCCUGCCUCCCGCGCCGACGGCCCCCAGAAGAAGUCCAAGUUUGCUUCCAGUCUGCUCAAAAAUGUCAUCUCCAAGAAGAUGCAGCGGGAACAUGAGUUCAAAAUGGAGAGGGGAGAAGUCACUGACACAUCCCACCAUAACCUCUCCAGCACCGCCAAGGAGAUAGAGGGUCCCGCCAGGGGGGAGAAGCAGCGGGAGAGGGGCCUGCAGAGGCAGAGUUCUCGCCACUCCGAGGCUGGCUCUGAGUACACGGUGGUCAGCGUGUCCGAUGCAGGUGCGGAGGGCUCCGCGGCCGAGUCCAAAUCGCCAAUUUUCAAAGCCAGUGCUCCUCGCGAGUGCAAUGCAGUCUCUGGCCGAAAUUUCGCGGACGGACACACUGAAGAAGUCUGUGAAAUUAAAAAGAGCGCAUCGGAGACUGUCAAAGGCAUCUUCCUGCGGAGUCAGAACAGUGCAUUCCGCUCCUGGAAGGAGAAGGAGGCCGAGAAGCGGGAAGAAAAGGCCCCCAUUGGGAAGCUGAAGCUUCCCAAAGGGGGCGACUGGAGAGCUGAUCUUGGAGAGAUCUCUGCCAGCAAGUCCACCAUCAUGUCGCGCCUCUUUGUCCCCAACAUCCAGCAGACGCCCAAGGACAAGCAGCCGGGGAAGCAGGCCACCAAGUACCCUGCCGCCCAAGCCACCUCCACGGCAGUGAUCCGGCCCAAGGCUCCCGAAAUCAAGAUCCGGCUGGGGAGCGUGCAACAGCCAAGCUCGGACUUCAACAUUGCCAAAUUGCUCACGCCCCAAUUGGCCAGCGGCAGCGCCCCUAACCUCUUCAAGACCGCUGAGGACAACGGCAGGGCGCAGCAGAAGCUCUUCCGGGGAGACAACCUGGAAAAAGUGCCCCAGUUCCAGGUGAGAGACGUCAGAGACAAGUCCAAGGCCCAAGGCCCCCUCCACCAGGUGAGAGAUGUCAGGAAACUAAUCAAAGGGUCAGGGGACAGCAGUGACAAGGGCAGUGUUACCCCAGAGCAGGGGCUGACCGGGCCCAAGCCCAGACAGCUGGCUGCUGCAGGGGGCGGAUCCAGAUCCCUUUCCCCCAUAGUGAUUACGUGCCAGGCGGUGGUGAACCCGAGGGAAGGUAGCAUGGACCGGGAGCCGAGGGAGAACGUAGGCAAAGGUGGCGGCGGCCGGUUCUUGAAUUCGUCCUCUCCAGAAGGGACCGUCUUGGUUCACAGGGCAUCUGGCAGGCUGCCCGUGGCCACCAUUGCCCCCAAUAAGCCCGAGCAGGGCUCUUACCUGCCUGUGCUCAAGAUCGUCUCUAAGGCUUCUGCUCAGAAGACCCCAGAGAAGGCCAAGGAAGAGGAGGUCAAGGAGGAAGGGAAAGCCCCAAAGCCCUCUCGGAAUGCCCUGGAGAAGCUGACGGCCGCCGUGAGGUCCAUGGAGGAGCUGUACAGCUUCAACAGGAACGAGUGGAAGCGCAAAAGUGACCCUUUGCCCAUGAUGAUGGACAGCCACGUCCUGUCGCUCAUUGCCAGCGAGGAGAGGGAAGGGGCUGCGGGUGCGGAGGGGGACCCAGACAAGCUGGCCAAACGACUGGGUGAGCCGGCGGAGAGGGGCACCGGAAACAAAGGCGGCGUGGUGCUGCGUGGGGGCCCUGCGGAGCGUCUGCAGCGGAGAAACUCCAACCCUGGCACUGAGAGUGUGUCUGCCCGGGCAGCCGCCUUCGAGAACCUGGCCAGGGAAAGGCCGCGAUCCCUCUACAUCCCCCCGGCCCACAAGGAUGUGGAGAGAACCCAGCCCCUGCAGCCCCUCCCACCACUCCCCAGCAACCGAAACGUGUUCACGGUGAGUGCCAGCAGCACCCAGAAAACUGGGGGUGUCGCCGGCAAGUUCCCCCAAGGGCCUUCUCCAGAGACUCCUUCAGCAGCAAAGGGCAUCAAAUCCCAGGGACUCCGGUCCCUCAAGAUCUCUCCGGCCGCGCGGGCGCCUCCUGAUGAGGUGACCAAUAGGAAAAAUGGCAGCAGUGUGGAAAAGAACCAUAGUGACUGUGAGAAUUACCUGUCCAUCCCCCUCAAAGGAAGCUCUACGGCCGCCGGAGAGCUUCCAGGCAGGCCCGGGGCUGGGAGGGAGGGGCCCCCAGCCUCCUCAGCGGCCACUCUCUGCAGCUUGCCCCCCCUGAGUGCCCGCAGCCAGGUCCCCAGUAGUCCCAAAGGCUCUCAGGUCAGUGGAACCAGCCGGCCAGCUUGGCGUACCAAACCCGAGAACCCCAGGGAGACAGUUGCCGCCCCCACAGGGCCACAGAGCCCUGAGCAUCUCCCCACUGCCAUCUACCACCAGCCCCCGCUGCCCUUCACCCUGCAGGGAGCCCAGCCCCAGGUCCUGUGCUUCUCCCCACCCAGCAUGCCUGCCCCAGCACCUGCAGGCCCAGCUUCAGUCCCCGCAGACCCCUUCCAGCAGCCACAGCCACAGCAGACCCAGCGCAAGAUGCUUCUGGAUGUGACGACUGGCCAGUACUAUCUGGUAGACACACCAGUACAGCCCAUGACCCGAAGACUGUUUGACCCUGAGACGGGGCAGUAUGUGGAUGUGCCCAUGACCUCCCAGCAGCAGGCUGUGGCUCCCAUGUCCCUCCCUGUGCCUCCCUUGGCCCUGAGUCCUGGGGCCUAUGGACCCACCUACAUGAUCUACCCUGGGUUUCUGCCCACGGUGCUGCCCACCAAUGCCCUGCAGCCCACGCCAAUUGCUCACACUCCAGGGGGUAGCGAGCUCUCCUCCAUGGCAGCAGAGCCCCCCAGCAAAGAGGCAGCUGCGACAUUCACUGAGGCCCCGUACUUCAUGGCCUCUGGUCAGUCUCCUGCUUCUUCUUCCUCCUCGGCCCCAGCAGCCACAUCCCAGCUCGUGGGGGCCAAAGGCUUUGCCCAGCUGCAUGGCAAGCCUGUCAUCAGCAUCACUUCGCAACCGCUGGGGCCGAGGAUCAUUGCCCCCCCUUCCUUUGAUGGCACCACCAUGAGCUUUGUGGUAGAACACAGAUGA
Molecule: messenger RNA, 5418 nt
Organism: Callorhinus ursinus (northern fur seal)
Lineage: Eukaryota; Metazoa; Chordata; Mammalia; Carnivora; Otariidae
Gene: CUNH4orf54
Product: chromosome unknown C4orf54 homolog
Source: RefSeq, a predicted model, not a curated record